CACAAGUCCGCCGAAAGGCGCUGAAAAGGUCUCGAAACUUGCUUUUGAAGCUGGCAGUGGACUACAAUGAAUUGCUGCGGGUAGUCGGAUCCAUUGUCAAUUCAAUUUCAAUAACAACCAAACAAACCGCUCGACCCUCGAGGACCCGACCGGCAUGGAAUCACCCGAUUGUCUCCCAACACCAAAUUCCCGGCCUUUGGUGCAGCUUGCAGAGCAAUAAUAAUCACGGCCGCAUUUCCGUUGUACAAGCAUCUACUUCGGCAAUGGCCUCGGUCACAUCUCUCGGGGUGCAUCAACCCAUUGGCCUGCGUCAUGCUGUCGACGAGGGGAUUUUACCACCAAACCCUCCCGCCUCUUCCUAUUCUUGGGAGGUUAUUAUCAGCAAAGAAGACGGCCGAGAAUACGAAGACGAGCUCCUCACCACCGAAAACUGCGUGAUCUGGUCUCGCGGAGGUAUCUUUCGAAAGAGCUUCAGUUUCGAUCCGGAGAAGGAGCCAGUAACGCAAGCCCUCCUCGCCUACUUCCCAGCUUCUUCCGAUAGCCCGGGAGUCACUUCGCAAACCGAACAGUCGACGCCGAAUCGCCCCGACAAACCCGCCCUUUCUCGAGCCCUUGUCGUCUUCCUCAGGUCGCAAGCCCAUAUAUAUUUCCUCUCCGGUACCAGCCAUGUGGUCCACAUGCCUUUCGAGGUCGAAUCGGCCUGUGCCGGCCCCCGAGGCGUCAUCAUACAACGAAAACUACGAGUCGACGGCACACCGGUCUCCCUGAGGUUGCCAAAAAUACCCCCGGCCUCCUUCGUCUCUUCCGAGCCACUCGGCCCCCGCCAUUCCCAUGGCCACGGCCUCACAGAAUUCUCGACCGAAGGCUUGGGCAACCCCAAAGCCCUGCCCUUGCGGUUGAGCUUAACAUUAGAGAAUAUGUGGCAACAACCCAUGGAGGCGAGCGAAAGCCAUUGGCCGCGCCUGGUGUGCCUCAACGACCCUUUGCUCGAGAUUGGUCUGGUGGUAACGCACCCCGAAGUACCGGCGACAGGAAAGGGCCGAAAAAGCCCACCCGCCCCCGUCUUUCUCGGCCGCUCCGAAGAGAUCCUUCACAUCCAGGCCGUUCAAAUCCCCCGUACCUCUGCAACGAGUUCUUGCGAGCUCACCAUUGUAGUUACGGUCAACAGGGAGAUUAACAUGUACACCAUAUGGCGUUUGACAUACCCUGAAUACGAAGAUUCCUUUUUAGAUCCACAGCAAAAGCAAAAGACCAAACCUUCGCGGCGGCGGAGUUCCAUGGCACCAGGACUGGCAAGUGGCGCGGCUACUCCCAUCCACCCGUCGACGAGAGAAAGCUUCGGUGCCCCACUCCCGGGCAAGAAGACAAGGAAAAGUGUCAAGCUAGAGGGCAAGGAAAAGGCCCUUGAGAACGCUUUAAGCUCGCUGGUGGACGCUGAAAAGGGCAGUGAUGCUACACGCAGGCAGUCCCGGCGAGUGAGCUCCCUGCUAGCCCGCGCUGAUUUGUCUGCUUCGCAAGACAGAGCAACAUUUGCCGAGCAGCCGUUGCUUGGUAACCACGGAGGGAGGCGGAUCGAGUCGCACGGUAGUCAGCGGCUCCGGCUAAGCAGCGGCUACGGCGCACCAAGUUUCGGCGCGACGUUUAACUACAAUCGUAUCAACCAGCUACCCGAGGCUCCAGUCGACAACCUGCUUGAAGAGCUACGUGCCGGUGGUGAUUUUGAAGGCUUUCACAACAUGGGUCUUGACGACCAUGAUUUUGACGGGCUUGUACGCGAGAUGAUGCUCACCAAGAUCCAGAGCGUUGGCAUGGAUAACGCAAACGUGCGAUAUUCACUCUCUGGCAAACCGGCCAGAACGCAGGCCAAAGUGUUCAUUCUUGCAGGGCCCCCGACGGCGACAGAUGACCAUGGUCGAUCACAGUUGUUGAUCGCCAUUCAAGAUCCGGUCGAUAAGAGACUGCAGCUCCUCACCCUCCACGUCCAACAUCUAGAGGGACAAACACCAAAGAAAAACAAAACAAAACAAUUCCCAGACCUUGGUGAUUUCGAUAUCAUUCCUGGCGAACCCAGGAGGGUCCAGAGUGUGGUCGAUUCCUGCAAGAUCUCAGAUGGAAUCGAGUCCAUCAUGAUCCUGUCAGAGGACAGGCGCGGUGGCAGAGAGCUCAGCUUGCAGUCACCAUGGGGCAAAGUUACAACAGUCACACUACCUUCGCUUCUAGUUAACAACAUUGGCAGCCUCCAGUUCGCUGGCAGUCACAGAGUCAGUGGAACGAUUCAAGGACAGCGGCCCCCUAGCGUUAGCCUGACGGGAACUCAAAUCGACGCGAUUUGUCACCCCAACUCCCUCGGUGCCGUUGACCUUCGAGACAAGGACGGGAAGUUCCAUCGGAUACGAAUUCAGCUGCAGCCCUCCUCCCCCCAAGUACGCCGAGUCUUGGAUGCCUGUCGCGGUGUUCUCCACGCUUCAUAUGCGGAUAGGAUCGUUGCCGGGUGGUGGCACGUCAUGCAAUGGCUCCAAGACGCGAAACGCCGAGGACUUGAACAUGCAAUCGCCGACGUGGAAUGGUCGGCUGCCGUGAUCCUCAUAUUGUCAAGUUUCCUAGCUCUGGGACACAACAGCGAAACCUCGCUGCGGACGCUUGCUAAUGAAACGGUGAAACCGGCCGCGAAAAACAAAUGGGAAGCGAUGCAGUUGCGUGAGACACCAAACUCAUCGGCCUGCCCCCAGUGGAUGCGGACCAAGGCGUGGCAAUGGGCCCUCGACGACCUGUCGGGAACGCCCAGCACCGCCGGUGCACAACCAUGGCCUUCGGGUAGUUUUGUUGCAUUCCACGUAACCCUCGCCAAAAGAUGGAUGGCUUCAUCAGGCGGGCUAUCCGCCUUCGGCUUUGAAGGGUAUCUCCCUACAGCCCUAAACAGGACUGGUGAACCCCGUAACAUGGCCGCCUGGAGUAUACUGCUUGCUUUACACCUGCUCGUCGAGGAACAAAAGCUCAACGUUCUAGCCUCUGAGCAUUCGUCUCCUGGGCAAGCCGAUACGAAGGCACUCCUUCACCAACUAGCCAGAUGGCUGGGCUGGCACCGCUACGCGGCCGUCUAUGCCCUAGGUGCCCAGGCGGAGCCAGAUUUCGCGGACGACCUUGUCCCGUUCGUUGUGGCCGACUUGACCGAGCCCCCGUUCGAUUACUGCAUCCUGACCUGGAUUCAGGGACAUCUCGCAACCGGCCGCGGCACCGAGUACCCCACGUUAUCGGACCUGUACGCCAAUGCUACUCGCGAUACUUUGGGUGGGAAACUAAGGCACCAGCUAUGGGCGAGCCUCACGCCUCGCACGCUGAUGUUUGAGAGACUUUUCGGGCGUCUUGGUUCAACAACCCACCGCCUGGAAGCGGUGGUGGCCAUGCAUGAGUGUGGUUUCACCCCUCAAAUACUCGAGACGCUACCAGAAGCGAUCCUCACGGCUCUCCAAGAUGUCAUCUCCAUCUGCCAGCCAAAACCCCCUCUUUCCUGGCCCAAGGACCUGCUUACACUCGUCGGGAGGACAGACGUGAGCGGCGUGUUGCAACCAACCAAAACAUGGCGGGCCCUUGGUUCCGACGUCAAUGCGCCCUCGCACGAAGCGAAGCGGGACUUCCGCGCGCUGUGUCAGACUCUCGAUGGGUCCAACGACCAUGUUGAGGAUGCCGGCGCGGCCGAGCGCCAGGCUGUUGUGCGUUCCUUGUUCAGAGAGGAUAGGAGAUUGAAUGAAGCACAAGGCAUGCUGUCGACCAGCAAGCAUCGUGUUGUACGCCUGGACCCAAAGACCGAAUGGACCGAGCCCGAGUACUUGGAGAAACAGAAAGAAUUAGUUGCGACUAUCGCGACGAGUACUCUGGCCAUCGCAGCCGGACGAGGCCUUCUACACUUUUCCCUUCGGUACCCGCUCCUUACCCAGAAGUACCAGAUUUCGGCCUUCAACUUGAAUUGUCUCGUCAAGCCCGCCAACAACACGGUGAGCGUCGACAAGAGCAUGUUCCCAGAAGAGAAGAUCAGCUGGGCGUUCUUUCACCAAGGAGUCUCCGGUGGUCUGGCAAUAUCACCACAGGCCAAGGGCAUUGAUACGUCAUGGAUCUUAUACAACAAACCGGGGCAGGACCUCAGCAACCGCCACGCAGGCUUCCUACUCGCGCUCGGGCUGAACGGCCACCUCAAGUCGGUUGCCAGAUGGGUUGCGUUUAAGUACCUCACCCCCAAGCACACCAUGACCACCAUCGGCCUUCUUCUCGGUCUAGCAGCGUCGUACAUCGGAACCAUGGACGCGCUUAUGACCCGCCUCCUGUCUGUCCAUAUCACGCGCAUGCUACCCCGUGGGGCGGCCGACCUCAACCUCUCGACAGCCACCCAAACUACUGGUGUCAUGGGUAUCGGACUGGUCUACUGCAACAGCCAACACCGGCGGAUGAGCGAGAUCAUGCUGUCAGAGAUUGAGCACGUCAGUAGUAGUGACGAAGAGGAGGAUGGGUCAAUCCGCGAUGAAAGCUACCGCCUCGCAGCUGGGUUUGCGCUUGGGUUCAUCAACCUCGGCAAGGGCGGUGACCUGAAGGGUUUACGAGAUAUGCAGCUCACGGAAAAGCUGCUCACUGUCGCGACGGCGACCAAGCGUAUGGAACUUGUCCACGUUCUCGACUGGUCAGCGGCUGGCGCCGUAGUGGCCAUCGCGCUCAUCUACAUGAAGUCGGAGGACCAGAUCGUUGCGCGCAAGAUUGAUGUCCCUGACACCCUGUUGCAGUUCGACUACGUCCGACCGGACAUCCUCCUCUUGAGAACGGUUGCGAAGAACCUGAUCCUCUGGAAUGAGGUAGAUCCCACGUUUGAGUGGAUCCAGGAUAGCCUGCCCGUCGAGUACAGAUCGAGGUAUAAACUGACAAGCGUGGUCAAGCUGCAAAGCCGGGACCUCCCUUUCUUCUCGAUUCUUGCCGGUCUCUGUUUCUCGUUGGGCCUGCGCUUCUCCGGAUCGGCCAACGUCAGGGUCCGAGAUCUGCUCGUGCACUAUCUCGACCAGUUCAUUCGCAUCGGACAAAUCCCCGUGAGCAACUACGACAGCGAGCUCGCCCGAAACAACGCACGCAUGUGCAUGGACACAUUGGCGCUCUCUUGUGCCAUGGUGAUGGCCGGGACGGGAGAUAUCACCGUCCUCCGCCGGCUCCGUGCCCUCCACGGCCGAGACGACACCACCACCUCCUACGGCAGCCACCUCGCAGCCCACCUCGCCAUCGGCGCCCUCUUCCUCGGCUCGGGGACCGCAACAUUCGGCACGACCGACCUCGCCAUCGCCUCCCUCCUCGUCGCCUUCUACCCGCUCUUCCCCGCCAACGUCCAAGACAACCGCUCCCACCUCCAAGCCUUCCGCCACUUCUGGGUCCUCGCCACCGAGCCCCGCUGCCUCGUCACCAAGGACCUCGUCACCAACCAGCCCCUCAACCUGCCCAUCCUCAUCCGCCUCCGCCCGGGCUCCCCCUCCGCCGCCGCCGCCGCCUCCCAGACCCCCCGCAACGACCCCGCCGACCAAGACGCCAUCACCCUCCGCCGCCAGACCCCCUGCCUGCUCCCCCCGCUCGACGACAUCGCCCGCGUCGACACCGACGCCAAGGCCGCCGGCUACUGGGACCUGUCGGUGCCCUUUGCCGACGAGCCCCGUCUCAAGGCGGACUUCCGCCGCUGCCAGACCGUUUACCUGCGCCGGCGGCCCGCUGAUGAGGGGACUUUCCCCGCGACGCUGCGCGCGCUGGCGGGUGGGGCGGUCUCGGAGGAGAUUGCGGCGUUGGCGGUGGAUGGUGGUGCUGCUGCUGCUGCUGCGGGUGGUGGUGGUGGUGGGGAGAUGAAGCGGCGGGAGCCGCCGCUGCGGUGGGUGUUUGGGUUGGAUGCGCUGGCCGAUCUGUCGCUUGCCGAGAGGGGGGUUGUGUUGGAUCUGUUUGGGUCGGGUGGUGGGGUUGGGGAGGGGGAGGGUGCGACUACGGCGGUCGAUGCGAGGUUGGUGUUGAGGGCUGGGGUGGAGGGGGUUGGUGGGUGGUCGAGGGAUCGGUUGUUGGGGUUGAGGUUGCUGUUUGAAUGGGCUGAGAGGAGGGGACUGUUUGCGGAGGGGAAGAGUGCUGCUGCUGCUGCUGCUGGUGAUGGUGGGGUGGUGGAGAAGCAGGCUGAGGGAGGGAAGGGGAAGAAAGAUAAGGGGAAAGCGAAGAAGACUGCGGCGGGUAGGGGGAAGAAGAAGGUUUCGAUGGGGGCGGCGCUGCAUGAGGAGCUGGAGAAGAAGGCGGAUGAUGUUGGGCCGGUGGAAGCGGCAUGGUGGUUGAGGGAUAGCGCGAUUGAUGAGCUGAAGGGGAAGACGUGGCUUGCUGGGAGGGAGGGUUAG
Messenger RNA from Chaetomium fimeti, 6386 nucleotides. RefSeq lists its product as uncharacterized. Gene Ontology annotation, biological process: metaphase/anaphase transition of mitotic cell cycle; anaphase-promoting complex-dependent catabolic process; protein K11-linked ubiquitination. The record is from RefSeq and is a predicted model, not a curated record. Bases 264 to 6386 code for a protein of 2040 amino acids. Gene Ontology annotation, cellular component: anaphase-promoting complex. Gene Ontology annotation, molecular function: molecular adaptor activity. The transcript is spliced from 3 exons. Lineage: Eukaryota; Fungi; Ascomycota; Sordariomycetes; Sordariales; Chaetomiaceae.